Molecule: messenger RNA, 657 nt
Organism: Rotaria socialis
Lineage: Eukaryota; Metazoa; Rotifera; Eurotatoria; Philodinida; Philodinidae
Source: the annotation of a GenBank genome assembly
AUGGUCGCAAAUUGUCUGACGACUCUGUUCCCAGUUUUAACUUCAGUUACGACGAGUACCAUUGCAUCAAAUACAACUACAAUUAAAAUCAUAGAAGUGCCGGCGAUUCAAUCAAAAAGUAGUUCUCGUAAUUUCAGAGCAGCACAGCCCGUACAUUUUUACAGACGAAGCCAAGCAUCUUGGUCUUUUGAUGCCUCAUCAGCGUCACAGGUCUUUUCCAAAGUUUCUGACUUGUCACUAGGCGUUCACCAUACAGUGCCAAUGAUAUAUAAAAUUCAUUUUCAAGGUUCGUGUUUACUCAAUGUAAUAAAUGGCCGUGGUUUCAUUCGAAUAUUGAUCGACAAUAACGUUCUCAAUUUGAAUAGACUUAUGCCCAAUACUGAUCGACGCGCAACGUUAGCAUCACAAAUGGGUUUGAACCUAGGCCAGGUGGAUGCGCAGGGUGGGAGUUUUUUCCACAGUGGAUCCGCAACUUGGGUAUGUGCCUCUUGUGCGAAAACAGACGUGGUGUUAUUAAGUCCCGGAACGCACAUUAUUGAUGUUGGCUUGCGCACAGACAAUCCUACUGCACGUAUUCAUGGGGGAGAACUUGUCGUAGAGAUGACAGAAUACGAUCCAAGCGUACACUUUGGCUUUCAGUACGCAACUGUUCUCUGA